Molecule: messenger RNA, 773 nt
Organism: Daktulosphaira vitifoliae (grape phylloxera)
Lineage: Eukaryota; Metazoa; Arthropoda; Insecta; Hemiptera; Phylloxeridae
Exons: 4
Coding region: 97-681 (194 amino acids)
Source: RefSeq, a predicted model, not a curated record
AAGUAAAUUUAUCAGUUGUAUAAAAAAAGUUACUGUCAAAGAAACAAUUCACAGUUUUUUAGUUUUAACUUUUUUGUUGAAUUUACUGAAGUGAAGAUGUACUCUCAAAAUGUUAUUACAUUCAUAACUCUUUGUUGUAUUAUACUAACAUUGGGUUCGCCUAUGAGAAAUAAAAAUGAAGCUGGCUCGUCAUCGAAUGAACCUGCAUCAAUAAAUGAAUAUUCUGAUUUUAAAAAUUUAUAUAAUUUAGCUAUUGCUAAUACAAGUGAUGUAGCUAUUCAUAAACAAUUGCUAAUUGGUGUAUUGGUACUUCUUAAUAAUACUACAAUGAAAAAAAUAGUUCAGGAUUGUAAAGAUGAACAAAAUAAUUAUGACGUACCAAAAUUUAUCGAAUUGAUACAACAAAAUAUUCCUAAAGACACAGUUAAGGAUUUUAAAUAUAAGAAAACUGAAUUUAUAAAUUGUUUAUAUUUAUUUUAUUCUGAAGGACGUGAUUUUGUAGUCGCAUCAAAAUUUCAACAAAUUUGUCGCUCUUAUAAAGUUGAAUUAAAUAAAAAUGAGUUAAAAUUUCUAGAUUAUUUUACCGAAAAUUGUAAUGAUAAGCUAAAUUUUGAAAGUUUUUCAGAAAUAAUAGAGCCACAUUAUGAAGUGUUCAUAAGAAAUUUUGUGUGGGAUCUAUAAAAAAUAUAUGUUUUCAAUUUAUAUUUCAACUUUAUUAACUUUGAUGCGUAACUGAGAAACUAUUUAAUUAUAGUUUUAAUUAUUCAUGUUUU